UUUUUCUAUCUAAUCUUGUUUUUUUUAGGAAUUAUAGCGAAAAAAUUUCUUAAAUAUACUUCAGACAAAAGAAGAAAUUUAAAAAUGCGAAGAGCACUUUUUAAAUCAUCAGGAAAAUAUUAAAAAAAAAAAAUUUCUCAAGGACCUGACGAAUUUUAUGGUUUGGCUGAACCCUUAUUAGACAUAUUGCCAGAUGCUGUUAUAAAAAAAAAGAAGGACGAAUUUAUUUUAUCAUUGACUAUGACAGAGGCGGAUAGACACACAUUGGAACGUGAGACAAUGCAGCAAGCGAAUAGUCAAAGGUGGUUUAUUGAGAGGAGAAAUAGAUUAACCGCAUCAAAUUUUGGUCGAAUUUGCAAACUGCGGCCUCAGACAUCAUGCAAAUCCACGGUUUAUGAUAUUUUAUACAAUAAUCCUACUUCAAAAUCACUUAUUUAUGGUAAACAGACUGAAGAAACUGCACUAAAAUGUCUAGAAUUUAAAAUAAACUGUACAAUUCAGAAAUGUGGCCUAUUUAUUGACAAGUUCAUACCAUAUUUGGCAGCAACACCAGAUGGUUUAAUUGGAAGCAACUCAAUCGCCGAAAUAAAAUGCCCUUAUUCGGUAAAAGACAGUGACACUUUGGAGCAAGCUUUACAAGAAAAAAAGGUUAAGUACUUCAAAAAAAAAUGUUGUUGGUAAAAUAUGUUAACAAAUUAACAGUGUAUGAGCGUUGAUCUUGGAAAAUGUGUGAAUAUUAAAUACGGAAUAAUAUUAAAACUAAUUAAUUUUUUUUUGUAGCUUCCUUACAUAUAUGAAAUAAACGGUGUCUAUCAAUUAAAGAAAGACAAUCUUUAUUAUUUUCAAAUACAGGGCCAAAUGCACAUCACAGAACGUCACAAGUGUUAUUUUUUUAUUUAUACACCUGAAUGGACACAUUUAGAAAUUAUACACUAUGAUGACGUUUUUUGGAGUACAACAAUGGAAAA
Myzus persicae (green peach aphid) is the source of this 968-nucleotide messenger RNA. RefSeq lists its product as uncharacterized. The transcript is spliced from 2 exons. Lineage: Eukaryota; Metazoa; Arthropoda; Insecta; Hemiptera; Aphididae. The coding region runs from base 241 to 681 and encodes 146 amino acids. The record is from RefSeq and is a predicted model, not a curated record.